Molecule: messenger RNA, 4197 nt
Organism: Seriola dumerili (greater amberjack)
Lineage: Eukaryota; Metazoa; Chordata; Actinopteri; Carangiformes; Carangidae
Gene: arhgap17a
Product: rho GTPase-activating protein 17-like
Exons: 21
Coding region: 433-3066 (877 amino acids)
Biological process (GO): signal transduction; regulation of Rac protein signal transduction; regulation of actin cytoskeleton organization
Cellular component (GO): cytosol; cytoplasm; intracellular anatomical structure
Molecular function (GO): GTPase activator activity; protein binding
Source: RefSeq, a predicted model, not a curated record
GCUCCCUGCUCUGCGCUGGGAAAAAGCGGCCGACGGAUUAUCCAGCUCGGUAACGUUAGCUCGUCGGCUAACGGUCAAGACAGACACCGAGAAGCGCCAUGAAAAGCGGCCGGAGCCAGUGAAAGUUAGUCACGGCUUACUUCGGGACUUUAAUGUAUGGAAAUAAACAAAAAAGGACGUUCGCGGAUCAUGCCGUCGCCCCCAACGGGGACUUUUCUCUAGUAUUUCCACUUGGGAAAGGCUAGCUCAGGGGCUAGCGAGGCUACAAACUAUUUUUAAUUGGCUUUGGGCUCAAUGGCUCUCGCUUGUUUUUCCCUGUCAUAGCGACAGCUUGGGAAAUUAAAACGGGGAGAGGCCCUGAGAACUUCAUGACAAACCAAAGCCCGGCUUUGAAGCGUUACUUCGGAAGACUAGACUGGCAAAGGACCGAAAAUGAAGAAGCAGUUCAAUCGGAUGAAACAGCUCGCCAAUCAAACAGUUGGCAGAGCGGAGAAAACAGAAGUCCUCAGCGAUGACCUCCUGCAGAUCGAACGGCGCAUGGAGUUGGUGCGUGUGGUGUCCCACAACACACACAAGAGGAUGGUGUCAUGUCUGCAGGGACACAUCGGUGCAGAUGCAGAGAAGAGACAUUCCGUACCACGCCUCUAUACAGGAAAUGGGCAGAAAAAGCUUCCUCUGACAGCACUAUCCCAAGCGAUGGUGGAAGGUGGAAACCAACUGGGAGAGGACUCCUUGAUAGGGAAGAUGAUGGAAGUGUGCGGCGAGGCAGAGAAUCGUCUGGCAUCAGAAUUGAUGCAACAUGAGCUGCAGAUAGAGAAGGAUGUUCUGGAUCCCCUCAGCCAGCUAGCAGAGGUCGACAUCCCCAACAUCCUGAAGCAGAGGAAACAGCUGGCCAAACUAGUGCUGGACUACGAUUCUGCCAGAGCAAGAUGGUUGCAGGCAACCAAGUCAAUAAUCUCAGGAACAAAUACACAAGCACUGACGGCCAAAGCUGACCUACUCAAGGAGGAGGUGGAUGAGGCCAUGAACAAAGUGGAGCUUUGCAAGGAUCAACUGGCUGCAGACAUGUACAGUUUUUUCUCAAAGGAAGGCGACUAUGCCUGCUUCUUUGUAACGCUCUUAGAAGCUCAAGCUGAUUACCACAGAAAGUCUCUCACUCUUCUGGAGAGCGUCUUGCCAACCAUCCAGGCUCAGCAAGACUCGUGGACAGAGAAGCCUGCGUUCGGCACGGGGCUGGAUGAACAUCUGAAAAGGAGCGGAAGGGAGAUCGCCCUACCAAUAGAAGCCUGUGUUAUGAUGCUUCUGGAGACUGGCAUGAAGGAAGAGGGUCUGUUCAGAAUCGCAGCCGGGGCAUCCAAGCUCAAGAAGCUAAAGGCGGCACUGGACUGUUCCACUUCACAACUGGAGGAGUUCUACUCCGACCCCCACGCUGUCGCUGGAGCACUGAAGUCCUACCUGAGGGAGCUGCCUGAACCUCUAAUGACCUACCAGCUUUAUGAUGAGUGGAUCCAGGCGUCCAGUGUGUCAGACCCAGACAAGAGGCUCCAGGCACUCUGGGUUGUUUGUGAUCAGCUACCAAAGAACAACAGAACCAACCUGAGGUAUCUGGUGAAGUUUUUAGCCAAACUGGCUCAGGACAGCGAGGUGAACAAAAUGACUCCCAGCAACAUUGCUAUAGUCCUGGGACCCAAUCUGCUCUGGGCCAAGACUGAGGGGACUCUGGCUGAGAUGGCUGCAGCUACCUCUGUGCACGUGGUGGCCAUCGUGGAGCCCAUCAUCCAGCACGCUGACUGGUUCUUUCCUGAGGAGGUGGAGUUCAACGUGUCCGGCAUGUUUUCAAUGCCCAUACCUGCAUCCAACCACAACAACCACCUAGAUUAUGACUGUGGCACCAUUGAGAGGAAGAGGCCUGGCAGUAUGGUGGUACCAGAGAACGACACAACACGCAAAGACAACACCCCUAACAAGCACUCGGACCACACCCUUCGUAGAGGCAGUAACACCUUAGGUAGAAAGCAGCACACUUCACCUGCCUUCCAGCCUCCUUUACCCCCUGUGGAGGCUCCAGGGCAGGGGCACGGGGCCGGGCAGGUCCCCCAGCCCGCGGCCGAGCCCCAGCCCCAGCCGCAGGCUCCUCUUGGGGGUUCAGGGUCUGACACAGCCCAGCAUAGCUUGGCGCAGGGUUUGGCAGCUCUUGCAGCCGCUCAGCAGCUUCUAGCCCAGCACACAGAAGAGCUCAGCAACCCAAAGCUUCGUGACUCCACGACCGCCCCGACCCCCCUGCUCCAGAGGAAUGGCUCUGGAGGAGGCGGCCAGGCUGCAGGACAGCUGGGCACCGGGACCCCCGGGGCAGGAUCCAUGGGGCCCAGUCCUCAUAUGAUGCGCAGAGGUACCAAGAAACAGGCUCCUGCCCCUCCCAAGCCGACAAACCCUCCUCCCUGCCAGCCCUGCAAUUCAGUGAACCACACCUCCUCCUCAGGCUCAUCCCAGUCCCUCAGCCCGACUCCCAGACCCCUGUCCAGCCACUCCCCCACCUCGCCCACCUCUCCCACCUCCCAGCCAUGUGCCACGCCCAGACGCCACUCCAGCAACCAGCCGCCGAUCCAGGCGCCCAGCCAUCCGCCCCCAGAGCCCCCGACGCAGGCCAGCCCUCCGACACAGCUCUCAUCACUCGGUCAGUCCGGCGGGGACCAGCAGAGCGCGGACCCCUCGCCUCCAAGCACCCCGACCCCUCCGGACACCCCUCCGCCCUCCACUGCCACCCAGGAUGUAGCUGCUCCUCCGUCCCCGUCUCCCUAUCAGUCGGGCUCUCUUCCGCGGCCGCGACCCGUCCCCAAACCCCGGAACAGACCGAGCGUCCCGCCGCCACCCCAACCCACCACACUGACCAAUGAUACUAAUGGGAUCUGUGCCACUGCUUACAAGAUGAUGGACCCGGCGAUGUCUUUCAAAGGGCUGAGUCGUGCUUUGGUCCCUGAGCUCGCUGUAGACCAGCAGCCAGCGACGGCCCCCGCCUUGCCUCUUCCCAAAGACUGUGACCUGGACACCGAGAGCACUGUCCUAUAAGGAGGACAUGAGGAGCUGAGGACACGCGCGCCGCUCCAGUGCGCCCACGCUCCUCCUCUCAUCAGACACACACCUCAUUUAGUCUCCUUCUGUUUUAGUCCCAGCUCAUAUCUGCAGCCCUCGACCUCUGCUGUUAUCUUCUCCCAGUCCAGUGUAAAUGAAGGACUUUAAUGUGACAUAAUGCAGCUUCUGGCAGCCAUGAUGGAGGUUACAGAGCUCUGGGUAAAUAAAGGCUAUGAUAGUAGAUUGUGUUGAAUAGGCGCGGUUAAUGUCAAAAUAAAUAAGGCGGUUUAUGAGAAACCAAAGUAUCAUCUUGUUUCGAGCACAUUUGAUUGAUUAACCGAUGUAGCUGCCGCGCCUGAACAUCACUUACUUUUAAUAUUACUGAUGCACAUUAGUUGGAUUAGUUGGAAUCCAAAAAAAAAACAGUAAGUUAUCUUUAUAUUACACAUGAUGUCACUUGUAAUAUGUCAGAGUUGGAGCUGAAAGUCAAUGAUUCAGCAACAAUUUUCAUAAUUGAAGAACCAGUUUUAAGCAAAAUGCCAAGAAUUCACUGGUUCCUGCUUCUCAAAUGUGAAUAUUUGCUUGUUUUGUGAUAGUAAGAGGAAUAUCUUUGGAUUUUACUCGGACAAAACAAGCAACCUGAAUGUGUAAACUUAGAAUAAUUUGCAUUUUCUUUACUGUUUUGGCAUUAAAUGAUAAAUUGAGAAAAUAAUCUGCCAUGAAAAUAAUUUUUAUUUGUUGUAACCUCAUAGGGAAAAUUACCAUAUUAAAUAAUUUAGUUCACUCACAGUCAAACUGAACCGAUCUCUUCUCACACGCCCACCAUCUCAUCUUCAGCCUUAAAGCUGUUAUUAGCCAUUAUUUACUUACAGAGAGUCCUCCUGACCUCCAUGAUGGUUCCAGAUGUGGUUGCGAGGAGACUUGUGACACAAAGACUCUACACUGCAACACACACACACACACACACACACACACACGGCACCACCACCAUCUCUAUCUUCAUACUGCGCUUCCUGCAGAACAAGCUCCAGACAAUCAGCAACAAACAGCAGAGCGUGAGGACCGGAGAUUCGCCUGUAACACCGUCAGACAACUGUGCUAACGAUGAUGCAUAGCAAUAUAAAGUGU